CCACCAGGAGGUCGACCUCUUUCAAUGCAGCGACACUCCAGCUCGUGCCUCGCGGCACGGCGGCGGAUUCGGGCCGGCGAGUCCGUGUCGCGGUCCUACCUAGACGCAGGCGCGCUCAUGUGUCCAACGGCAUCGCGCAUGCAAGCGCUGCGUGCCGACUGGGGGUUCGAGUGCGGCUGCGCCCGCUGCAGUGAGCGGGUGGAGAGCUGGGAGGAGGCCGCCAGAGAGGCGGCGGUACCGCUGCUGCCGGGGGGGCUGCUGGAUCUGCAGCGGUGCGCGGAGCCCCAGGGGCUGAGCCUGGACGAGGGCUCUGUCGCCGCCGUUGGCAAGGUGGGAACCCUGCUGCUGCUGUCGCAGCUGCUGGCCCAGGCAGGAGGAGGCGCGGCAGGACUGGGCGCGGGCGGCGAGGCCUUCCGACUGCACCUCGCGGGCGGCGAAGCCUUCCGACUGCACCUGCGCUUAUCACCGCCGCCAGACUUGGAGGAGGAGGAUCGGAAUCAGGCCGCCGAGGAGGCAUUUCCGUCGGCAAAGCGGCGGCGGCGGCUGCGCGCCAAGACUGGCGUCAAAUGACGGCCGCCCGCGCCCGCGGCGG
Molecule: messenger RNA, 592 nt
Organism: Prorocentrum cordatum
Lineage: Eukaryota; Dinophyceae; Prorocentrales; Prorocentraceae
Source: the annotation of a GenBank genome assembly